Pezoporus flaviventris is the source of this 483-nucleotide messenger RNA. It is a transcript of the gene ATP5ME, whose product is annotated as ATP synthase membrane subunit e. The transcript is spliced from 4 exons. Gene Ontology annotation, molecular function: proton transmembrane transporter activity. The record is from RefSeq and is a predicted model, not a curated record. NCBI's taxonomy places the organism in Eukaryota, Metazoa, Chordata, Aves, Psittaciformes, Psittacidae. Bases 154 to 369 code for a protein of 71 amino acids. Gene Ontology annotation, biological process: proton motive force-driven ATP synthesis.
ACCCACCCCUGGGCGGACAGAACACGAACGGCUCUAACAGCUUCCGUAGCAGAAGCUCUGCUCCGCCCCGAGUUGGGCCGAGCUCUACACGCUACCCGCCCUGCCACCGCUCCGCAGGCGUCACAUCCCGCCGCCGCUGCCACCGCUGCCAGGAUGAUCCCACCGGUGCAGGUCUCUCCGCUCAUCAAGUUCACCCGGUACUCGGCCCUGCUGGUGGGGAUGAUCUACGGCAAGAAGCGAUACGACUACCUAAAGCCUAUUGCUGAAGAAGAAAGAAGAAUAGAGGCUGAAGAGAAAAAGAGACGUGAAGAACUUGAGCGGAUCGCGAAAGAGCUUGCAGAAGCAAGCGAAGAAUCCAUAUUGAAAUGAACAGAAGAUUGAAUCCUAAUUUCACAUAUGGAAAUAUAUGGCUAGGCUCUGAACUGUGCAGUGGUUGGUGGACUCUGUAUGCUAUUCUCUCAAUAAAGUACUUAAAAUGCUUCA